Molecule: messenger RNA, 819 nt
Organism: Mangifera indica (mango)
Lineage: Eukaryota; Viridiplantae; Streptophyta; Magnoliopsida; Sapindales; Anacardiaceae
Product: CASP-like protein 1F1
Exons: 3
Coding region: 72-617 (181 amino acids)
Source: RefSeq, a predicted model, not a curated record
UUCUAUAAGUACUUACCAUAAAUUCACACUCUUUCCCCAACUCUUGGCUAUCUGUCUUCAAAACUUUCAGAAUGGAGAGCUCCAGAGCCAAGUUUCAAGAGAGCCCGCCCCUAAAAACGCUAAGAAUUUUUAAUCUUGCACAAAUUUUCUUGAGGCUUUUGGCCAUUAGCACUGCAUUAGCUGCAGCAAUUGCGAUGCGCACCGCAAAGCAAUCUAUUGUCCUUUUUGGCACCCCAUAUGAAGCUAAAUCUAGCUAUUCCACGUCUUUCAAGUUUUUUAUUGGGGGAAAUGCUGUGGCAUGUGGCUGUUCAAUACUUUCCUUGCUCUACGUUUUCUUCCUUGUUCGACAAGGCUCAAGCCCUAACAAAUAUUUCUUCUUGUUUAUUCACGAUUUGGUGAUGAUGAGCUUGUUGAUGUCUGCGGCUGCAGCCGCAACAGCAGAAGCAUAUAUUGGUCGACAUGGCAACAAACACAGCGGUUGGACGGCCAUUUGUCAUAAUUUCGGCAAAUUUUGUAACAAAAUUACACUCUCUCUCAGUUUCUCUUACUUUUCUUUCCUUUUCAUGAUGAUUCUCACUAUCAUCUCAGCACGCAGCUCUACACAAAUUCAGGCUUAAUCACAACUUUGUAGUGCCACUUGAUGUACGUAUAGAAUAAAUAGUAAGAGAAGAUUAUCAUAAUAUUUCUGUAACGAGAAGCUUUGUUGUAAUUUGUAGCUUGUGAAGCUACUUUUCUGAUAUGCCCCAGAAAGAAAGUAAAGAAAUCUGCAACCAACAAGGGCAAUAAGCUUGUAUUCUUCAGGCGAAUACGAACUCCAAG